This is a messenger RNA of Brassica rapa (field mustard), 3487 nucleotides long. RefSeq names its product serine/arginine repetitive matrix protein 2-like. Gene Ontology annotation, cellular component: cytosol. NCBI's taxonomy places the organism in Eukaryota, Viridiplantae, Streptophyta, Magnoliopsida, Brassicales, Brassicaceae. Gene Ontology annotation, molecular function: protein-folding chaperone binding. The record is from RefSeq and is a predicted model, not a curated record.
ACAUAUAAUCUGAAACUAUAAAAAAAAUUUCUUUUUUUCAUUUUUUAUUUUUAUUUUAUUUAUUUUUGUUUGUUUAUUUAAUUUUAAACCAAGGGUAUUAGAGAUAUUUUACCCUUUAAUGAAUGUCAUUUUUGUGAUUUUUUCUUUCUAGUGCCAUUAUGAGACAAAAACUCAAAAGGUGACGUUCUUAUGGAGGUAUUGUUUCCAAUCUGUUCUUCAUGCGAUUUGGAUGGAGAGGAAUACUAGGCGUGUGGAGGAUAAAGCUCUGCCAACUUCUUGUCUUAUGGUAAAGUUGGACAAACAGGUCAGAAACAGAAUUACUUCUUUGAGAAGAAAGAAUGGAGGUAAAUAUGAGAAAGCAAUGGAGGAAUGGUUUAAAAGAAGGUGAAGAAAGGAGUAUAGAAGUUAAGCAAUAGAUAUAAGUUCUUUUUUGUAAUACGAAGCAGUCCCCUCUGUAAAAAAGUUUUUUUGAAGUGAAUAAAAUUUAAAAUUCUUUCAAAAAAAAAAAGAUAAUUGCCCAAUAAAUAAAUAAUUAGAACGUAAUUUUUAAGAGUGCAAUAUCAUUUUAUUCAAAUGAAGCCGUAGUACUCCUAAGUCCUAACACUUUUCUGCACAGAAAAAAAAAGUAAUUAGAUCAACCGAAUAUUUUAAAACAGCUAAUGUUCGAAAAAGACUUUACAGUUUAUACUGUCACGGCUGCAAAAUGUCUAUUGCCUGGAAUACUCCAUCUAUAAAGAAGACAGCAUAUGAAUAUGCGAUUCUUUUUUUCACAAGAACAUGCGGUCGUAAGAAAAAGAGUAACUUUUAUGCGGUUUUGGCCAUCACAAAGGCACUACUACCAAGUUUAACACAGUUUGGAAUUUCUAUUAUUACUUCUAAAACAUUUCAACUUAAAUUUAGUUUUUUUAACAGCUUUAAUCUGAAAAUGUUAUCUUAUAUUUUGUGCAACACCACUUUAGAAACCGUAAGUUUUUGCUACUUAUCAAACGCUCAUUGGCACCGUUGGUCAAAAUCAAAGCCAUAGGCAAUAUAUACACAGAUGAUACAUGAUGUGAAUCAUAUAACAAUGAAAACACAAAGUCAACUAAAGUCUAAAGAUAAAUCAAAUUUUUAAUGGUUCCAGAAGUUUUAAUUAAAUCAAAUGGCAUAUGUCUAGUUAUAGUUUCAUUCCUUGGAUAUAUUUCAAUAUGAAAAAGAAAAAAAAAAACAGAAAUGUACUAAUAAAAGCGGGAACCCAAACAACUCGGUUCUUCGUGUCUGCAUGGUAAUCUAAUCCCUGCGUACGAAAAGUUGUCCUAAUCUCUCUCUCUUCUUUCUCUUUACCGAUAAUCAUCAUAUCUUCUUCUCUCGCAAUGGCGACUCCAAGAUCACCGGCGACAGAUUUCUUCGGAAUCUCAAAGACAGCAUGCAAAGCAUACAAGUCCCUCGUCACCAAAUUGCACCCUCUCUCUUCUCAUCGCAAAUCCGACUCCAACGCCGAUUCCGCAAACCAUCUGGAGGAGAAAUUCGCGGAGGAGGAUGACCUGAUCGCUGCUAGAAAAGGUCUACGGUUACAAAGCAUGGACGAUAGCUCCGUCUUCAAACGCCGUUCUUCUUCUCUGCGAUCAAACUCCACCAGCAGCCGCCGCAGCCACACGCCGCAAGCUCGUCCGACCUACCUCUCCUCGUCCUCCUCCUCUUCCAACCGCCGAUCUUUUUUCUCAAGAAGCACCAGCCGCGGUCACAAAUCGCGCCCCGUCUCGAACAACGCGAGCCCCAUGACGUCGUCACCGAGCCCGACAGGGAAAGAUCAGACGUUAGCUGAUUUGUUCGGGGACGUGGAAGGGCUAACGUCUCCUCCUCCUCCUAUGAUUACGAAGAGCCGAAGCAAGAGAGAUAAAAAGAACAGCGGCUCUGUGGCGUUUAGGAAGAGCAAGAGCACGAGGGAUACGGCUGGUUCGAUGGGGAGGAGCAUAAGCAGGAGGAGCUCAACGCCGAUUGUUUUCUCGCAGUCGACGCCGCCGAAGAAGCCGCCGGCUGUGGAGAAAAUGCUUGAGUGUACGUUGGAAGAACUCUGCCAUGGGGGAGUCAAGAACAUCAAGAUCACUAGAGACGUCAUCACCGAUGAAGGAUUGAUUAUGAAACAAGAAGAGACGUUAAGAGUAAACAUCAAACCAGGAUGGAAGAAAGGGACCAAGAUCACAUUCGAAGGAGUAGGGAACGAGAAACCUGGCUACCUCCCGGAAGACAUCAUAUUCGUUGUUGAAGAGAAGAGACACUCUCUGUUCAAAAGCCGUGGAGAUGACUUAGAGAUUGCGGUCGAGAUCCCUCUCCUAAAGGCUUUAACGGGGUGUAAUCUCUCUGUGCCGUUGUUGAGUGGUGAGUCAAUGUCAAUAUCUGUAGGAGAAGUGAUCUUUCAUGGAUUCGAGAAGGCGAUCAAAGGUCAAGGUUUGCCAAAUGGUAAAGAAGAUGGUAGACGUGGGGAUUUGAUAAUAACUUUCUUAGUGAGUUUCCCUAGAGAGUUGAGCGAAGAGCAUAGAUCAAUGGCCUAUGAGGUCUUAAAAGAUUGUUCUUGGGCAUAAUUGUUGGUGAUUAUGGUGUCCCUUCCAUUCACUUCAUGUCUUGUGUGUAUUCUUGUUUGUAUAUAAGAUUCACAAGUUGAGGCUUUAAAGUUGUGACUUGUUGCUGUGAAUGAUACCAAUUGUUCUUUUAGUUUAUUUUCAAGCUUGUGAAGCCUCCAUAUCUACAGCUAUGAAUUGCAUGAUUGGUUUACCAAAAUAAGUGUAAUACUUCAAUAUCCAAUAAUAUAUUCAACGACCGCAUAGCGCAGUGGAUUAGCGCGUCUGACUUCGGAUCAGAAGGUCGUGGGUUCGACUCCCACUGUGGUCGCAAUUUUUUUUUAUUUUUGAGAUAUUUCCUUUUUGAGCUUUCUAGGAAAUUUGAAGCUGUAUAUUAACUGAUUUUUUUUUUGUUAUCUCAUUGCUUUCAACAAAAACAGUAACUCAAACGAACACUAACCCCUUCUCUAUUGAGCUUUUUGAAAGAUGAAACAAAAUCAGGUAAAGAUUCAUGAAACAUGAACAAGGUUGAUUGAUGAGCUCUGUUUGUAGCUUUGGAUCUCAAUAUAUUUAGUAUUCACUACUAAAACAGUAGUGUUUCUUUUAUCUCAUAUCUAUAAAAAGAACAAUGUAUUAUUCAUUAGGUGCUUAUAAAGAAAACAAAGACUCUCUUUGAACAAAGAUGUCCUUGUGCCAGAAACUCCAUAUAACCUUUUAUUUGCAAUUAAAGAACGGUCACAUAAGUUUCAGCAUCUUCAGCCUUGCUUCAUGCUCCGCAUCCAGCUUCGGGGGAGUGUAACACCCGUGAAGAUCCUCCACAAUGUACUCCUUUGUGAGCUCUCUCUUAGUGAGAAUAUGGUAAUGUCUCUGCCAUAUCCUUUGAAUAGCCAUAGUUGCAGCGAGAAAGCCAUACGCUAAACCAAGAAUGGCGAAGACGACAACAAAGACAA